This is a messenger RNA of Camelus dromedarius (Arabian camel), 1701 nucleotides long. RefSeq names its product required for meiotic nuclear division 1 homolog (gene RMND1). The transcript is spliced from 12 exons. The record is from RefSeq and is a predicted model, not a curated record. Lineage: Eukaryota; Metazoa; Chordata; Mammalia; Artiodactyla; Camelidae. Gene Ontology annotation, biological process: positive regulation of mitochondrial translation. The coding region runs from base 171 to 1520 and encodes 449 amino acids.
GAGCGCCUGCGCAGCGUCGGGCGCUGGGCGGGGCGCCUGGUCGGGGUUAAGACUGGCUGCCGGGAGCGCGAGGCUGCUCCGGGGACUCUGUCUUUCCUACGGCCGGCCUGGGAGGCUUGCGCCCUUGGCACGUUCCUCUUCUCUUCCGGCGGAGAGCUUGAGAUGUAGUGAUGUCAGCCAGACUUCUCGGAGCCCUGGCCGGAUCUCAGUAUAUUUUAUCAAAAACACGUCAGUGCCAAAGACUUGUUCAUCGAACCUUGAAGCUGCUUGAGACUACAACAUACAGCGCCCUGACAAGAAGUCAGAAGUUGGAUUUGUUCUUUCCUGAUACGGCAACGGGUAGUUUGAAUAAGUCCCAGAUGCUGGAAAUGAACCAGAAAAUAUCAAAUACAAACGUACUCUCUCCAUUAAACUCUGUGCGUGGCCAAGAUGCAAAAGCGCACCUUCCAACCAGGAAACCCUUUGAUACUCACAGGAAAGUGACCCACAAGCCGAAUCUAUUAGGUUCUAAGUGGUUUAUAAAAAUAUUAGGGAGGCAUUACUCAUCUAUAUCAACGGAAACACUUGUUCCUAAACAAGACUUUCCACAAAUCAAGAGACCACUAAAAGCAUCGAGGACCAGGCAGCCAUCCAGGACCAACCUUCCAGUUCUGUCUGUGAAUGAGGACCUGAUGCACUGCACUGCGUUUGCUACUGCAGAUGAAUACCAUCUUGGAAGCCUCUCUCAAGAUCUGGCCUCGCACGGAUAUGUCGAAGUAACAAGCUUGCCACGAGAUGCGGCAAAUAUUUUGGUGGUGGGUGUGGAAAAUUCUGCGAAAGAAGGAGAUCCUGGAACAAUAUUCUUCUUCAGGGAAGGAGCUGCUGUGUUCUGGAAUGUGAAAGACAAAACUAUGAAGCAUGUGAUGCAACUUCUAGAAAAACAUGAAAUUCAGCCUUAUGAAAUUGCACUGGUACACUGGGAAAAUGAAGAGCUUAACUACACAAAAAUAGAGGGGCAGUCAAAACUUCACAGAGGGGAAAUCUGGUUAAAUUCAGAGCUAGAUUUAGAUGACGCCAUUCUAGAGAAAUUUGCUUUCUCAAAUGCUCUUUGCCUUUCAGUGAAACUGGCUAUCUGGGAAGCAUCACUGGAUAAAUUUGUUGAAUCUAUUCAGUCGAUUCCAGAGGCUUUAAAAGCUGGGAAGAAAGUGAAACUCUCUCAUGAAGAAGUUAUGCAGAAAAUGGGUGAACUCUUUGCCCUAAGACACCAUAUAAACUUGAGUUCAGACUUCUUGAUCACUCCUGAUUUCUACUGGGACAGAGAAAACCUGGAAGAACUUUAUGAUAAAACUUGUCGGUUCCUCAGCAUUACUCGCAGAGUUAAGGUAAUGAAUGAAAAACUUCAACACUGCAUGGAGCUAACAGACCUUAUGCGGAAUCACCUGACAGAGAAGAGGGCACUCCGCCUGGAAUGGAUGAUCGUCAUCCUCAUCACCAUAGAGGUAAUGUUUGAGCUGGGACGAGUAUUUUUUCUGAUCAAGUGAUGACCAAAGGAAAAGUGUCAUUGCAAGGAGAUAUCCAAGUUCUACAAUCAAAAAUAAAUGCUCACCUGUUAAAAUUUUUUAAUAGGUAUUUAAUUUUUUGUAAAUCAAGAAAUUGUUACACUGACCUUUUUCAGUUCCUAAAUGUAUUGCUGCUUGAAUAAAAAUUAUGAGGAACCUGGCA